Molecule: messenger RNA, 2780 nt
Organism: Orbicella faveolata
Lineage: Eukaryota; Metazoa; Cnidaria; Anthozoa; Scleractinia; Merulinidae
Molecular function (GO): zinc ion binding; nucleic acid binding
Source: RefSeq, a predicted model, not a curated record
AUCCAAAAGCAGUCUCAGUCAGUCUUCAUUUUGAAGCACAUGGAGAUUAUGACAAACGACGAUAGCAACUUUUCUAUUAUUAUGUUUAUAUUAGUAAUCCUGAAGAGCAUGGAUUAGCGUGGUAGAACUCAACAAUUUCUCGCGCGCACAGAAUUUCUUGUGUCGCAUGGCCUGAGUGUAAGUGUAGAUCAUGAAGUAUGAGUCUCCUCACAAAGCUACGACGCAAAAUCUAUUUUAGCACUUUCUCUCCGAUCUUUUACAACAUAAGUACACGUCUAUUUGUAUUAGAAACUUACUACUCCUUUGUUCCGAGCUUGGACGCUGGAAGUUCCCCUGAAUCUUCUUCAGCUGUUCCGUCCGCCAUGUUGGAUUUAGGCGCAAGCUGUCAUCAGCGGGUUUCCCCAACUUACCGUGAGAGACUGGUUGUUAUCAAUAAUGGCGGAUGGACUGGAAGGCACAGCUCGUGAAGAAACAACGACUUUAAGCAAGAAAAUAUCAAAACGAAGCCUCAAAAGACUACAAACUGAAGCUGCUUCAAAGUUGAAAUGCAAAUUAUGUCCCAACAAGAAAUUUAGCUCUCUGAAAAUGUAUGAUGACCAUAUGAUAUCGAAAAAGCACAGAAAAAAUGAAUUACGGAAAGAUACUGUGGGGGUUUGGGUUUGCCAGGCCUGUGAUCUAGUGCUGAGCUCACAGUCAGAGUGGGGAAAGCAUCUCUGUGGUCGUAGGCAUCAUGAAAAACUCAAGGAGUGGAGUGUAACACUGUUUCCAACUACUUAUCCAAUCACGGAACGAGAGAUAGAUCUCCUGGAUGACUCUCAUUAUGAAGAAAUAGAAGAUGAAUAGUGGAUUGGUGAAUUAAUAACUAGCAGAGUUCAAAACUCAGAUGCAAGAAGAUCGAGUGAACUCGUCAGUCUCAAGAUUGAAAUUUUAAUUCCCCUUACUUAUUAUGAGAAAUUUGGUUUCAAUAUGUAAGGAGAAGUAUGGUAUUGAUCGUUCUUGGAGAUGCUGGUGAUGGAUUGUACGUUUGGGUUGCGACGAAGUUGCGUUGAAAACAAAACGGAAGGAACGAGGACGACCGCGAAGCUAGAUUCCAAAUGGAGAAAAAAAGAACAGUUCUUUCCUGGAAGUGGUGGCACUGAGCACUGAGCGAGGGAUAGACUGUAUUUUGAAGCUGCUCUUGUUAGAACUCAAAUUGCUACCAUAAACUGAAAGAUGAAACAGAAACUGAAAUAGACAUGUAAAUAAAAAAAUAAAUUUAGUUCGAAAGUAGUUUGCGAUUAGUAUGAUCUAUGGCGUCACGCUGUCAAACUUCCUCCCAUAGGUCCGGUUAUGUGGAAGUAUGCUUAAAUUGACAAAUAUAGUUAAAUCAUUGCACUGAUCUCUGUUUCCGAUGUUUUCUGUACCCGAGAGGCGAACUCGAUAUCUUCGGAGUGAUUAUCAACUUCGACCCAGGCAGUGAUAUAAAUAUCCAAAGUCACGAAAUAAUCUCUUAGAUUUGUAUGGCGAGGUCCAGCGCAGAAAAAUCGCCUCAAAACAGCACGACUAGAUUUUUUCUCUUCCUGGAAUCCCCAUUUCGAAAAAGCCAUUUCUGAUUUGACCGUGACACACGUGAACCGCUGUCGCUGAUGGACGUCAUCAGGUGUAAGAUAGUUGUAUACGGAUUGAUAUCAAUACCUUGUGCAAGUUACAAAAACAUUUAGCACUUUUAAACACGAUACAUCCCUUACCAGAUUACAAGACUCAAAAUCGAAAAUGUGGUGUUUGUUAUUUUGUUUUCUUGGCGCACCUGUAAACUAGCUGGUGCGUCCGAUUGACUCUGCUUACCAAGUCUAUGGGACGCAGCGUUACCAUAGUUAAGUGUGCAACCAAGGAAAACACACUAUGUCUUUGUGUUUGAGUGGAAAGUAAUCCCACUGCCUAUCAUGACCUAUGUACGACCGCAAAGGUAGCAAAAACUGAAGGAGGAGUAACAAAUUACAUGUAAAAUAUUCGGCCUUGUUUUGUUGUUCUUGUACCUUUAUUUAGCGGGGCUUUAGGCGCCCUAAUACGAUUCACGCACCAUGUUGGCAGGUUAUUUCUAGCCCGAUAUCCGAGAUUAUUUCCUGUGGCUUGUUACAUGGCUUGACAGGGGAUAUAAGUUUAUUUAUGCCGAUAUUGGAUACUACAUGUAGUCUUAUAUUAUUUCAGUUGCGAGAGCCCUUGAGAUGGCUUUUAUCGGAUUUGCCUUUUUUGCCAUGUAUUGUUACAGCUGGUUCAUACUGGAGAGGACUUGACAAAGCUACCGAGUUAUUAAUUUCCUCAGCUUUAAUAAUGGCUCUCAUUUCAAAUCUUUGACUUUCUAACAAGGUUCGGGCUUUUCAAAGAUGUCGACACACAUGCUUGUCAGCACUUUCGCUCCUUUUGAACUCGCGCGGCCAUUUUUUCCUCGAGGUUUUCUUUCGCGUCACGCACGACGGACUAAGCGAAAGAGGGACUACUCCCGAGUCUACAGAGGCUUAGAGGCCUGUAAAAUGUUUUCUUUUGGGGUCUUCAUGACAUUGAAACUUCUCAAGUUUCUGUAAUCCAUCUUCUUUGUGAUAGUCCUUUCCUAAUCCCCAGCCUGGAGGCAUAAAACGUCAUUUCUCUUUUAACCUUUACUUAUACACAAGACCUCGUUUCUUGUAAGAUCUUUUUUACAAGAAUGUUAAAGCUGAAAUUAACCCAAAUUUUGAGAACAUACCAUCAUGAACACAUUUUAGAUUGAGUGCCCGUUUGUUUUGACAAAUUUUGAACUGAAUGAC